Messenger RNA from Anopheles coustani, 1239 nucleotides. It is a transcript of the gene rdhB, whose product is annotated as farnesol dehydrogenase. The record is from RefSeq and is a predicted model, not a curated record. Gene Ontology annotation, molecular function: oxidoreductase activity. Bases 14 to 745 code for a protein of 243 amino acids. NCBI's taxonomy places the organism in Eukaryota, Metazoa, Arthropoda, Insecta, Diptera, Culicidae. The transcript is spliced from 4 exons.
AGUCUCCCAAACUAUGGAAAAGUGGGUAGGAAAGGUAGCCCUAGUGACCGGCGCAAGUUCCGGCAUUGGACAGGAUGUGGCUCUCGCGCUGGCCAACGCCGGCAUGGUGGUCGUCGGUAUAGCCCGCCGUGCCGAACUGGUAGCGCUUCUCUCGACCCAGGUGACGGGCUCGGGUAAAAUCUACGCCAAAAAGUGCGACGUUGGCAGCGAGUCGGAGAUCAUGGAGAGUUUGCAGUGGAUUCGUCGCGAGUUCGGUGGAGUCGAUGUGUUGAUAAAUAAUGCGGGCAUUUUUCGGUACAAUUUUAUCACCCAGAGUGAAACGACCGAUUUUAGGGAUACUUUCAACGUGAACGUACUGGCCACCUGUAUCUUCGUGCGGGAAGUGAUCAAAGACAUGAAGGAACGGGAGUCAAAGGGCCAUAUCGUGCUGCUGAACAGUCUGCUGGGAAAGCGCGUUCCAGACGUUUCUGUGCCGGUGUUCGGGGUUUAUCCCGCUUCCAAAUACGCCUUGGUCGGGCUGGCGGAAGUACUUCGUCAAGAGUUGAACUUUUUCAAGCUACCUAUAAAACUAACGAGCAUCCACCCGGGAAUGGUCCAAACCGAUAUGAUCAAAGUGUUCGAAUCGCAAUUGGCCGAACGGCUGCCCAAGCUACAAGUGAAGGAUAUUACCUCGAGCAUCAUACAUUGCCUCGAGACUCCACCACAUGUGCGCAUUGACGAAAUCACAUUAAUGCCUGCCAUGUAAUAAUCGACCAAACAAAGUUUAUUGUAGCGGAUUAAAUAAAACAUUCUUUCGAACACUGGAAGCCUUGUUGAUAAUUUUUCACUCCCAAUAAAUUUGAUCUCGCGUAGCAGACCUAAAAAGAGAUCAAAUUGGAUUAAUUGACAGCAAUCAAUGAAUCCACUCGCUGCUGGAUUAAAUAAUUGGCGGAGUAUCUGGCUGUAACUUCCGUAUGACAGCAGCCGGGCGGUAAAAUGCAGAUAAAUAGGGCAUCAUAACCUGCACUAGAGUCGAGGUAUUCCAUGUAGUUACUAAUCCUUUAAAACAAUGCGCGUGCAUAUAUAAUGCGGAAUUUUGAAAUCACAUAAAAUCUGAGUUUAAUCCAAGCGGAAGCAGGAUAUUCUAUCUAUAGGAAUACUAUCUAAGCGACAUUUUGAUAGUUAGUAAAGUGUCAUUUAUAACAGUGCUCGCAGUUGGUAGUACAUUCCGGUUCAAUCUGCCACGUUAAUAAAUGCUCG